Messenger RNA from Diversispora eburnea, 1506 nucleotides. Lineage: Eukaryota; Fungi; Glomeromycota; Glomeromycetes; Diversisporales; Diversisporaceae. The record is from the annotation of a GenBank genome assembly.
AUGACCAAUUUUUCUGAUAUCUACUUUGAUUGCUUCUCUCAUUUAUCUUAUCUUUCUUAUUUCCCUUACUUUUUUGUUCUUAUUUUAUCCAUAACUCUUCCCAGUUGCUUUUUCUUAUACAAUAAAUUUUUCUUUGCCAAAAAAAAUUUACCGCCGUCAUCAUUGAAAAGAGAAAUAAAAGAGGAAAAUGAUGAUGACAUAUCUUCAUCCGGUGGUUUCGUCGCAUUAAUUCGUAAACUUCAUACUAAACAAGGUCCCGUUGUUUCAUUAAAACUUCCUUUAGAGAAUACUAUUUCAGUAGUUGAUACUACAAUAAUCAAAGAAUCGUUACAAAAUGGUGAUAGACCAAAAGAUUUAUUUAAAUUUUUGGAACCAUUAGCUGGAAAAGAUAAUCUUCAAAUUUUUGAUAAUGAGAGAUCUCAAAGAUUUAGGAAAUUGACAGGAUCCGCAUUUGGGCAUCAAAUUAUGUUGGAAAAAUUUGAAGGAAUUCGAAAUAUUGCAAUCGAUUUAAUCAAUAGAUGGGAAAAAAUUAUCAAUACUCAAGAAAAUGCCAUAAUUAAGAUGCAACAAGAAUGUUUUGAAUAUUCUUUAAGGAUUACUGCAUAUAUUAUUAGUAACGUCCAACUUCAAGAUUUGGAUUUUCAAAAAUUUCGAAAAGCUUAUGAUACCGUCUUAAGUAAUGUAUAUGACAGACAAUUUGGAAUUAUCAGUGAUCAAGAUGAUGAAGAUUUUCAAAGUGAAUUUGAUUUUUAUGGAAAUACUUUGGAAAAGUUAAUUAAUACAAAAAAGAAUGUAAUCAAAAGUAGAGAGGAUAAUGAAAAUAUUAUUAAAGAUUUUCUUGAUAUUUUGAUUAGUGAAAAUAAUCCUGAUACAGGAGAACCUUUUAGUUCUGAAACGAUUAAAAGUUUUUUCGGUGGUUAUUUGACCGCUGGAUAUCACACUAUAGGAGUUGCUAUCCCUUUUACACUAUUUUCUUUAACCCAAUAUCCAGAUAUUCAAAAGAAACUUCAUAAGGAAAUUGAUAAAGUGUUAGAAGGACGUUUACCUACUUUUGAUGAUUUGUCCAAGAUGAAUUACCUUACUCAAGUUAUAAAAGAAUCGUUAAGACUACAUCCACCUGGAUUAUUUUGUGCUCGUUUAUUCGAAUCAUCUAAAUCAUUCAAAUUAUCAUCAGGCGAAGAACUUAAUAUUAAUUCAGGAACCACGAUUCUCUAUCCUAUUCCAUUAUAUCAUGAAAAUCCUGAAUAUUUUGAUGAUCCUUUUACUUUUAAUCCUUCCCGUUUUGCUCCUGAAAAUAUUAAUAAAAUUAAACAAAAUGCCUGGUGUCCAUUUGGAUUUGGAGCACGUAUUUGUCCAGCCGUUAAAAUAUCCAUGAUGGAUGCUAAAAUGCUAUUAUCUUUAAUUCUACAAAAAUUCACAGUGGAAUUGGCUAUGAAAGUUGAAGAUGUGAUUAAGGAAGAAAGAUUUGUUAAUACGUCCAAAAAUGAUAUUUUGGAGGGGAUGUGA